Molecule: messenger RNA, 1257 nt
Organism: Leptosia nina
Lineage: Eukaryota; Metazoa; Arthropoda; Insecta; Lepidoptera; Pieridae
Source: the annotation of a GenBank genome assembly
AUGUCUGUAAAUAUUUUUAAAGUAUUUGUUAUUGUAUAUGUUGUAAUAGGCUCUUGUGCUUAUUGCAGUACCUCAUCAGACCGAAAAUCCGAUGAGAGUGAUAAUGAAGAAUAUCAAAGCCUGAGAGAAGGUUUUGACCAGGGAAACGACGACUUUACAGCGAACUUUCUAUCCGACGUCAUCGAUGAAAAUCCAAAUACUAGCGCUAUUACGUCACCAUUCAGCGUUUUGUUCUUACUGUCCCAACUAGCAUUGCACGCGAAAGGGGAAUCAUACAAACAGCUGGCGAAUCUUCUUAAUUUAAGAAGUAGAUAUGACAUAAGAGUGAUGGUGCCAAGAUAUUUAGACGAUAUCAAUUCUCAGCGAAGUGUAAACUUUUCAUUAGCCGAAAGAGUCUACUGUAGUAUGGAUUACCCAUUCAGUAAUGCGUUCAAACGAGACACAAGAAAUACGUACCACGCUCAAGCUGAGAAUUUAGAUUUCAGCGAACCUGAAGAAGCCGCACGAAUGAUAAAUGCCUGGAUUGCAUCCAAAACUAACAACCUUAUAACAGAUUUAGUGCCUUCCUCAUCGUUAAACGAAGAUACAAGAUUAGUGCUCACUAAUGCUAUAUAUUUUAAGGGAGAUUGGAGAAUGCCGUUUAACCGAAGGAUGACGAAAAAAAGUGACUUCCAUGUAACCCGCAAACACAAAGUGUCGGUCAGAAUGAUGAAUCAAAUUGGCCACUUUAACUACAGCUACCUGAAAAAUAUUAAAGCUAAGGUUAUCCAAUUGUUUUACAAAGAUGGCAAUUUUUCGUUUGUCUUAGUGCUACCCAAUAAGGGGCACAGUGUACGAUCUUUAUCAGAAGAUUUGCAAUAUAUAGAUCUACAAAAUGACGUCAUUAAUCAGUUGGAGCCCGCCAGAGUCAAUCUUACAAUGCCUGUUAUAGAUACAGAAACUACGACAGAUCUAGCUGAUAUUCUGAAAAAGAAUGGCGUGACAGCUAUAUUCGAUUACGAUAAUUCGGACUUAUCUGGAAUUUUGAAGCACCCAGAGCCGUUAUAUGUUAGCAGUGCUAUGCAGAAGGCGAAGAUCAUUGUCAACGAAUCGGGCUCGGAGGCGGCUGCUGGAAAUGCUGCCGUGUUGACUACGAAAGCGGCUCUGGCGCCCGGCGAACAAACCCUUGAAAUAUUCGACGCAAACCGACCCUUUCUUUAUUACGUUUUAUUCAAAAACGCACCCAUAUUUGCGGGAGUCUAUGCAGGACCGCUGUAA